AUGGCACAUCCCCGCAGGGUCGUUGCGGAUUCAGAUGACGAUGACGACGAUGAGCGUGAUGAGGAUGAGGAGGUCGACCUGAUCGCCCAUGACGCAGCAACGCAAGGAGAUGAAUGGCAGCGGGAUCAUAGUCCAUCACAGCGACAGAAAGUGCCAGACGUAGCACAGCCACCGCUUAGCACGCCCCAGGCAGAGCCACUGAGCCCAGAGCACCGGCCUCGCUCCCGUCGAGAGGAGCGGCGACGGCGAGAAGAGCAAGGGGCAGAUUCGUCGUUCUCGAACGAAAACCAUGGCGACCAGUCGUCCGACUCGACGAGCCAGUCUGUAUUUGCACGUAUCGCGGCUGCUCAGCAGGAGAAGGUGCUCCAGCAAUCUCGACUGAUUGAGAAUAUCGUUCGCCAGUCGCAGAGAGUUGUUGGUGUUGGUGCUGAUGACAAUGGCAAUGGCAAUGGCGCAGAGGUCAAUGGAAUCUGGAAUGCCGACGAGAGCAGCAGUGCGUCUGGUCAGCCUCACGUGGUUUUGGGUUUCGACAGUACAGCGAGCUCUAUACCUGCUCAGGCGCGGAAACAUGACGAGUGGGACAUUCCAAGCAGCCCCGAGGCAGCCGAAGAGCGCUUGCCAACGAAAUCGGAAACCCGGCGCACGACUACCACCCGCCGGGCCAGGGAAAGCUUGGAAAGCAUUGGCGAAGAUGCGACUGAGGGCGCCUCAAAAGUGACAACAGACUCCGUGGAUGAUGAGCUUACGGGCCAUCUAAGCCUCCCGCAAGCAAAGAGGCAGCGGGUGUCCCUGCACGAUACACUCGGAGACUCGACCAAAGGCUUCUACGUCGCCCCAAGCCAUCUUACGACAAUGCAGAAACUCGAGUAUCAACGCGUCAGUGUGCCGCAAAACAGCUUGACUGUGGAGGCAACCAAGGGCACGCCAAUCAGCCAGCAAUUGAAGUCUAGUGGGGCCACGACGAUUGCGUACACGACACCGAGUCGAUAUGCGUCAUCGGGAGGUCGAUAUCCCUGGGAGUCUAGUGUGGUGGUUGAGGACGAAGGUGAUCAUGAGGUCAUCAAUAUUCCUUCCUCCCCAGACGUGUUUGCACAGGAAGGCCCAAGUAUAUUACCUCAGCUGGAGGCAGACUUGCCUGAAGCAGGGCCUGAAGCAAGCUUUGCGUCGCCGGUCCGCUCGAGCAUACGAGGCUCUGGCAAAAAGCGGAAAUCAGUGAAGAAAUCCGCAGACGACGAAGACGAAGACGAGCUUGCUGGCACGGAUGAUAUGUGGGCAUUUCAAGGCAAAGAUGAACCCGAAGAGGCAUACAGACCUCGUCCAAGCCGGCGUAGAAUGAAAGCCGCGUCACCGAACAAGGAUGAGACGCACGGCCACGAGAGCAAGCCAGAUGAAAAGCACGAAGAGGAUGAGUUGGCACUCACGAAUAACGAUGAGCAGACCUCAGCAAUGGGUCGCAAGCGUCGAGUCGAAGUGCACGAGGAUGAAGAAAAGACGCCAGAGGUAGCCAUCGUCCCAAAGAAAAGGGGUCGGAAGAAGAAGCAGCCACCUGCUGCAGAGAUGCCAGUGGAAGCAACUGUUGUCGAGGACGGAGCAGGCGCGCAACACAGUGAGCAGAAUCUCGAGGCUGGUCUGUCAGAAGACAUUGUCAACGAGCUGCCUGAAGCACCAAAGAAACGACGUGGACGUCCAAAAAAGUCGGACAAAGCUAAAAUAGCCAGCGUCGCUGAGCCUGGUGCGGAUGGGCAGGACAAUGCUGUGCUGAACACAAAGAACGAGGGCGACGAUCAAAAGAAUCGCACAGGGGUAUCGGCAGAUGAGGAGAAGCGACAUUCGCCAUCGCCGAAACGGACAGCGCUGGAGACGAAAGACGUCAAUACGGGCGGCUCACUCAAGGAAGUCCCCAAGCCAGAGGGCGAUGCUGGAGAGAUGAGUUCUGCCAAGCCAGUGGCAAAAUCAAGCACGCCCAUGGGAUUGCAGCGCACAGCUCAGUACCGAGUUGGACUGAGCAAGAAGUCUAGGAUCGCGCCGCUGCUAAAAAUCAUCAGGAAAUGA
Messenger RNA from Microdochium trichocladiopsis, 2052 nucleotides. RefSeq lists its product as uncharacterized. Bases 1 to 2052 code for a protein of 683 amino acids. The record is from RefSeq and is a predicted model, not a curated record. The transcript is spliced from 2 exons. Lineage: Eukaryota; Fungi; Ascomycota; Sordariomycetes; Xylariales; Microdochiaceae.